This is a messenger RNA of Tricharina praecox, 399 nucleotides long. RefSeq lists its product as uncharacterized. The record is from RefSeq and is a predicted model, not a curated record. Gene Ontology annotation, cellular component: MIS12/MIND type complex. The coding region runs from base 1 to 399 and encodes 132 amino acids. Lineage: Eukaryota; Fungi; Ascomycota; Pezizomycetes; Pezizales; Pyronemataceae. The transcript has a single exon.
AUGGUUACCCGCGGGCCGUCGGAGUUGGACCUCAUCUUCCACCGGCGCAAGGUCGUGCAGAGCCUCAAUGCGCUCGAUGAGUUGAUGGCUGAGGCGAUCGAGAGGAGGAGGGCCGCGCCUGAGGGCGCGGUCCCAGUCACCCCGUCGCUGUUGCCGCCCAGGGAUGUCGUCGAGGCGCAUCUUAGGCCCGUGCUUAGGAUGGCGGUGGAGAGGGAGGAGGAGAAGUUGGCGGAGACUAGGAGGAGGAAUGACGUGAUGAUGAGGGAGAUUGAGGAGCAGAGGAAGGCUAUGAAGGAGUUUACGGCGAUACUGGAGGAGAGUAGGGCUGCGUUUGAACAAGCUGUUGAAGAGGUUGUCGGUGCGGCUAGGGCGAUAGAGGACGAAGAUAUGAUGGCAUAG